AAUCAAACCUGGUAGAAAGCAGGUGUGAAUGGGCGAAUACACCGCUUUGCUGUCGGAGCUACUAAUAGUGCUCAGCUGUGACAUCGCAUGACGCCCAUUCUCAAGCCACAUAUAGAAUACGAGGUCCAGCAUCGCAGCUGCAGGCUUGGCCAACUCUUAUUUUCGCCUAGCCUCGCGGGAGUUGCAACUCCAUGGGUAACAUGAUUGGAGAACCAGGCAAACAUCAUGCUGCUCGAUGAAUGCAAAUUGCAAUGGCUCACCCAAGCUGAGAGGCAGAUCCCCGCACACCGCACAGGCGGCCUAGAAAUAGACAUCGUACCCUCCCACGGCGACGUGUUGAUGGGCCCAGUUCCCCGCGUCUCUCCCACAUCGACCAGGCCGCUCAGAAACAAGAGGGAACAGCAAGGGCAUACAAUGGCCGUGAAAUACACCUCGUCCAUCCUAGCGAUCAUCGUCGCGCUCGCCCACCCAGGCAUGAGCUCGCCUGCCUGCCCUGCCAAAUCAUCAAGCACCACAGUACAGUCAACCACAUCGACAUCAACCACGCCGGGCCCAGACACGCUGCCAGCAUCAUGCACCUACCGGCCAACAGCAACAUGGUACGCCACCAGCGGGUGUGACAUACCGUGCCCUACCUCGCCCCUCUGUAUCGCAGACAACUUCGUCGUGGUGCCCUGUGGAUGCACCCGCGCCGCUGUAAGCCCAACGACCAUCACCAUCUGCCCGACGAAGGCGCCCUGCAACCAGUGCAUGACUGGCUGGGGCAUCGCGACUAUUACCGAAUCCAACUGCCCGCCGACCGCAACUGCCACCACGAGUACGGCUUAGCGGGUGGGACGGAUGACGACGGGAAUUGUGGGUUUUUACGAGCCGUGGCGGAUGGCAAUUGCCGGGCAAAGGAAGCACUUUGUUGUCUGGAGUGGGGCUUCGUCGGCGGUUGGAUUAAG
Molecule: messenger RNA, 947 nt
Organism: Chaetomium strumarium
Lineage: Eukaryota; Fungi; Ascomycota; Sordariomycetes; Sordariales; Chaetomiaceae
Exons: 3
Coding region: 226-828 (200 amino acids)
Source: RefSeq, a predicted model, not a curated record